Messenger RNA from Puccinia triticina, 366 nucleotides. RefSeq lists its product as uncharacterized. NCBI's taxonomy places the organism in Eukaryota, Fungi, Basidiomycota, Pucciniomycetes, Pucciniales, Pucciniaceae. The record is from RefSeq and is a predicted model, not a curated record. The transcript has a single exon. Bases 1 to 366 code for a protein of 121 amino acids.
AUGAAACUAGUCUACUACACCACCUCCGUCCUCGUUCUUUUGAUUGCUAUGUUGCAUGUCAAUUUGGUUUCUAGCAGCCCGGUCACCGAUGAGGUUUCAACAAUCGGAUCCCAGGGCGAAACGCAAGGAAACACCAGAUUGAACCCAGAAGCGAGGCCGACUGAGAAACCACGUCGCCGGGCCGUAAAAACUCAUACUUAUGGAGGCAUAAAAGUAUUUCAAAAUAAGGGAUCUGGCAGCUCCACAACCCAAAAUUCACCACAUAAAGUCCCCCAAGAUCCGAGGAUCAAGAUUGACCAAAAUAAUGCCCGUGCUCGUCGACUGGCCCCCAACAAAUCGACCUGCCUCGGGUUUAUCAAGUGGUAA